Phytophthora infestans T30-4 is the source of this 1608-nucleotide messenger RNA. RefSeq lists its product as uncharacterized. NCBI's taxonomy places the organism in Eukaryota, Oomycota, Peronosporomycetes, Peronosporales, Peronosporaceae. The record is from RefSeq and is a predicted model, not a curated record. The transcript has 3 exons. The coding region runs from base 1 to 1608 and encodes 535 amino acids.
AUGGCUUGUACGAGUCCCAACCAAUGGACACUGGCGUCACCCAGCACGAGUAGCAGCAGUCGCAGUAGUCGUCUGCACUUGGUCAGUGACGAGGUCUCACACGAAGAGCAGGAGACGGAUGACCACGAAAUGAUCGACCAUGUUCGACAGCUCAUCAUCGACUUGCUCCUAUCGCGUGUAUUGAUGGAGCUCGCUAGCGAGCAGGACAACCUCCGAUUGGCUGCAAAUGCGGGCAAUGCAUUGCUAGAGGAGCUGCAAACGGCACGUGAAGAGAUCGACGCCUUACACGACGAACUGGAAGCUGUACAAGGCGAUCGUGAUCGCUGCGUGCGAGAUACACAACGUCUACGUGACCAGAACGCAGCGCUUGAGACUGCGUUGCAGCGCUACGACCCGUACAUCGAUUCUCAUAGCCAAACGCAGCUCCCGAGACGGCCGUCUCUCCCGUCCCGCUCCGGUAGUUUUUGUAGAACAGACUCGUGCGAACGCUGUGCGUCUCGUGAGGUCGAAGUGACGCAACUGGAACAGCGCGCUGACGAGCUCAGACGCCGCUGUCUGGAGCUGGAACUCGCUCGAGAGCGUGAGCAACAACGUCAACGAGAACUCGCAGAGCAGAUCGAGCAACUGCAACAACGUAACAAGGAGCAACUUGUCGAGACUAGCCGUGCUCAACAGGAUCUCGAGUCUGUAACAACGCAGCUAGAGCUACAAUCCCAAGAGGUAGAACGCGUACACGCUGUACGAGACUCUUUACGUCGUACUACGCGACGUCUGGAAGCUGAGAACGAGGAGCUUCGAGAGCGUCUCGCAGCACGGGACGAGCUGGUUAUCAAGCUAGAGAACAGCAAAGCACGUGCAGCCACACAGCUACAAGUGGCAGAGAACCGCACAGCGAGUGCCCAAGCCGAGACACAGCGCGUGACGGAAGCUCUGGCGCAAUUACAGAAGCAGUUGGAGAGCAGAGGACGAGGCAAUAUGGAGCAUCUAUUAGAGGAUGCCACACGUGAAGUGACAGCUCUACGCUUAGAGAACAGGAUUCUACGUCGUCAGAGCUCGGUCGAGACGGGCUCCGACACCCGUGCAAGGAGACGCAAGACCUUGUGUACGAGCACUUCUGCUACGACUGCUGCUGACGUGUUGGCCCUUGGGAGGAGCUCAAGUAACAAAAGUGAUAGUGGCAGUGAGAUCGAAGCGAGCACAACGCCGCGUUCUCAGUUGCCACCGCUCGAGAUCGAAGGCAUCAAGAGUGCGAAUACAGAGGCUACAGAGCACAAAAGGCGGCGGAAAAUGUCGUUAGAGUUGGAUUGGGUCGAUAACGCUGCUACGUCUCGUGUCGAUGCGGCAGAGAGAAAGCCCAGAGCUUUGCCAGCUGAAGAUCAGCUUCGACAUACGCGAGUGAACGAUCACUGUGUGAUUAGUGGGGCGAUUGACUUCAAUAGCCCCGAUCUAAUCGACGAGCCAAUACCACGACGAGGACGCGAGUUGCCUAUCGAUGGACUGCGCAGAGAAGCUGUCGAAUCGCCCCCAAAGUCGCCACUGUACUUGGGUCUCUCUUUCAUCGCGUGCGCUACUGCAGCCACAGCCGCUGGUCUCUUAGUGCGACGGUAA